Messenger RNA from Etheostoma cragini (Arkansas darter), 1377 nucleotides. RefSeq names its product Golgi reassembly-stacking protein 2-like. Bases 135 to 1196 code for a protein of 353 amino acids. Lineage: Eukaryota; Metazoa; Chordata; Actinopteri; Perciformes; Percidae. The record is from RefSeq and is a predicted model, not a curated record. Gene Ontology annotation, cellular component: Golgi apparatus. Gene Ontology annotation, molecular function: protein binding. Gene Ontology annotation, biological process: Golgi organization. The transcript is spliced from 9 exons.
CGUAACGGCGCAUGCGCAUCAGUCAGCUAACCAUUCGGCUACGUGUACCCGGUGUGUGAAAGUGUUCAGGUAUCGCAUCUUUGCUGGUUAACAAGCUGCCAUUAACACCUAAAACGCCCUAAAAGAGCGGAAUUAUGGGAGGUGCGCAGAGUAUGGAGAUACCGGGAGGAGGCUCCGAGGGCUACCACGUCCUCCGGGUUCAAGAGAACUCGCCAGGACAUCGCGCAGGACUGGAGCCUUUCUUUGACUUUAUUGUCUCCAUCAACAACACCAGACUGAACAAGGACAAUGACACAUUGAAAGACUUGCUGAAAGCCAGUGUGGAGAAACCAGUUAAGAUGCUAGUUUACUCCUCAAAGACCCUGGAGCUGCGGGAGUCUACAGUCACCCCUAGCAACCUGUGGGGGGGCCAGGGCUUGCUUGGUGUCUCCAUUCGUUUCUGCAGCUUUGAGGGAGCCAAUGAGAAUGUUUGGCAUGUACUGGAAGUGGAGCCUAAUUCCCCGGCAGCCCUCGCUGGCUUGCGGCCGCACACUGACUACAUCAUCGGAGCCGACACUGUUAUGAAUGAGUCAGAGGACCUGUUCUCUCUGAUAGAGAGCCAUGAGGGGAAAGGCCUGAAGCUCUAUGUGUACAACACAGACACCGAUAACUGCAGAGAGGUGAUCAUCACCCCCAACAGUGCCUGGGGAGGAGAGGGCAGCCUUGGAUGUGGGAUUGGCUAUGGAUACCUCCACAGGAUUCCCACUAGGCCGUUUGAGGAGGGGAAGAAGUUAAGCUUCCCUGGACACUCUCCCAGUGAGCCCGUCAGUCCGCUGAAGGAUGGAUUCACUGAGGUCCAGCUUUCAGCAGUGUCCCCUCCUCCUACUGCACCCGCUGUCUCUACGGGCCUUGAAGAAACACUGUCGGGCCUGUCGAUCAGCACGGCUCCACCCUCCAUGCCCAGGGAACUGCAGACAGGUUUGCCCACAGUUCCUCUGCUCCCCUCCUCCACCAGCCUCAGCCCCGCCCUCAGCCCACUCAGUCCACUGAAUCCCGCCACGACAGGUUUCAACCCCGCCACCACGCUACCAGGGUUGAUGUCCCUCCCCGGUGGCUUACCUCCGCUCCCCAACUUGCCUAACCUCAACCUGCCACUCCCAGACCUUAGUGCCGUGUCACUAGCAGGCACCUUACCAGUAGGAACUGCAGGUAAAUAAAGCACAGAAAACAAGCUGAGAUACAGGCAAAUAUUUUCACUGGCAUUUGUGACAUUUUGGGAAUUUGACUUUAUUGUCCUGGAUCUGUAUGUCUGUCUCUAAAGUAGCUGACUCAGACAAACUGGGUAAUAUGGUACAUCACCUCAGGAUAUAGUUUCAGGGUUUCCGUUGGGGCUUUUAA